AGCAACGCUAACUUGGCCAGAACAGAAGCUCAGCGGAUCUAACAUUUCCAAUUACUCGUACUCGUACUUCAACUCCAACUCCAGCUCCAAGGAUUAAACCAAGUCGCGUUGCCUCUGCAUCUCUGCCUGUAUCUCAGUCCGUGUGUGUGAUUGUGCUGUGUGUGUGUGUGUGCGUCUGGAAGAGGAAACUGGAACUGGGAACUGGAAUCGCUGGGGUUCUGGAAGCAGCGAGUCGGUUGGUUCUUCGUCGGUCUCUUCUUCGGUCCGCAGUUCUUGGACACUCGCGAUCAGUCGACAACGAAGGCUUGCAGUGAACGCGACGUGUAGUGCUGAACACUCCUAACUCUUUUUGAGCCAUCUUUUGAGCCGCGUCCUAAAAGCCAGAGUACCCGAUUCGUAUUCCCCGAUCGUCGCCAGCGGCAAUCAGAUAGUGCUCCGCGCGCCCCCAACUCCAAUCCAAGCCGAAGAAAGAUGGCCAAAAUCGUACUCUUCUGCCUGCUGAGCCUCUUGGCAUGCGCUGCAGGUCAACGCAUCACCACAAUCCACCUGGAUGGAGUGCAGUACUUCAUCAGCCGGAUGAAUCCCUAUUCACCGGAGCUUAACUACUUCCUGGCCUAUCAAUACUGCCGCUCCUUGGGCCUGCAGCUGGCCUCGUUCGAGACUAAGGAGAAGGCCGAAUCGAUGACCACGUAUCUGAAGAACGCCGGUUACGGCAACUACGAUUUCUGGACCUCCGGAAAUCGCCUGGGCACGGGCAUGUUCCUAUGGAUGAGCACCGGUCUGCCGUUCAAUGCCACCUUCGACUUCUUCGAGAACUCGGCGGACGCCAUCUCGGCCGGUCUGCUCGAUCCCGUUGAUCAUAACAGCAACACCUCGCCCCAGCGCACGGCUCGCGACAGCAGCAGUGGCGCCGAGAAGGGAUGCGUGAUCCUGAAGCAGCCCACGCUCAAGUGGAUGCCCGAGGACUGCUCGGCCGUCAAGGACUUUAUUUGCGAGCAGACCCGUUGCUACUAUUACAACUAUGGCAGCAUCCCCGUCUCGUCGGCGCAGGGACGUCCCAUCACCUCGACCACCCCCCGCCCAGCUGUCUCACUGAUCAACCUGCAUAAUGCCGCCACCACCACCCCGCUGCCUCUUUUGAUGUCCACCAGUGGCAUCAUGUACUCCGCCGCCAAGGCCAAGUCCUCGCCAGCUGUGGGCCAUCGCCUCCAGGUUGAGGACUUCCAGCAGCAGCCCAUCACCUUCAAGCUGAAUCAUGACCGCUCGCUGCCUGAUACUGAUGCCGCCGAUGUGGAUGUGGAGGAUCAGGAGCAGGUUGAUGUGGAGGCCGAGGAGCAUGACGAUCAUGAGGUUGAGGGCGAGGGCGAAGAGGAGCACGAGGGCGACAACUUUGGCGAGCAUGCCCGGGAGCUGGGCAAUGACAGCGAUGGCGACAUCAAGGAGCAUGUCUUCCCUCUCAGCGACAAUGAGCUGCAUCCCGAGAUGCAUGCCAUCGAGGAGGUGCAACAGCAGUUGCAGCAACAGCAGCAGCAGGAGCAGGAUUCAGUAGCUGCUGCUCCCGCAGCCGAGGAGAGCGAUAGCUCCCAGCAGCACGAUUCGGAGGCGGAGGGAGACAAUGAGCAUGAGGUGGAGGCUGAUUCCGACUCGGACAACGAGUCGCAGGCGCCCAUCCAGGCCAGCGAACCGCUGGCUUUGCCCAGUUCCACGGAAUCGCCGGCUGCCGGCAUUGAGGAGCGCAUCAAGCAGAUUGCCCAGGACUUCCAGAAGAUGGCCAGUUCCCAGGAGCUGCUGCAGCCCAAGGAGGAGCUGACACCGCAGUCCUCGCUGUCCCUCAACGACCUGAUACGCACCCUGCGCCCCAACGAGCAGCAGAUCAUACCGCAAAUCGACUCGGACUACUCCAAUGCCAUGCGUGUCCUGGGCAAGCCACUGGCGGCCCACAACUAGGCUUUGCCGGUACCACCCGGUAUUAGCCCCGCUAGCCUAAGUUGUGUGUGUUGUUUGGUGUGGUUAGGAUCUGGGUAAAUCACCGGGUUCCACUGAGAAACUGAGCAUUUCCGCGAGCCGGCCGGACAUGUCCGGAAAUGACGCUUCUCUCUGAGGACCCAGAGAUACCCCAGGAUCUGGAUAAUCGAGCAGCAAGAAAGAGAUUAAAGGAGCUAAGACAUUAAUCUAUAUAUAACGAUAAAUAUAUAUUGUAUUGUAUGCUUUAAUUGUAUGACAACCACCACAAAAACAAAAGGAAACUCUUGAUUAAUAAAAGUA
This is a messenger RNA of Drosophila kikkawai, 2265 nucleotides long. RefSeq names its product narrow (gene nw). Lineage: Eukaryota; Metazoa; Arthropoda; Insecta; Diptera; Drosophilidae. The record is from RefSeq and is a predicted model, not a curated record.